UACAUCUUGGUGUUGGUGGAGUACAGGUCUCGAUUCGUAUAUGCUCGGCCAGUGAAAUCAACUAACUUUGAAAGCACCAAGCGGAUUUUUGACGAAAUCUUCGAGAAAGAAGGUUUCCCGAGAGCAAUUAAGUCCGAUAACGGCCCGCCGUUUAACGGAGAUGACUAUAAAAACUACUGUCUGGAACGAGGAAUCGAACCAAUCUUCUCGACACCACUGUUUCCCCGGCAAAACGGAAUGGCCGAGUGUUACAUGAAGCUGGUCAAUAAGGCCAUGGCCUCCGCUGCUCUAAAUGGAACCUCUUUUGAGGGGGAACUUCAAGCCGCGGUCAGAGCCCACAAUUCGUCAGCACACUCGAUCACCAAGAUUCCCCCAGAGGAAAUGAUGUCCGGAAGGAAGAUUAGGCGCAAUUUGCCUCUACUGGUCAGCAAGAAAGUACAUCUGGACGAGGAGGCCAUCAACGAGAGAGACCGGGAGGCAAAACUAAGAGGAAAGGAACGCGAGGAUGCCCGGCGGGGAGCUCGCGAAUGCAGCAUCAAGCCAGGCGACAAAGUGAUCGUACAGAAGCAGACACGUUCGAAAGGAGACUGUAAGUUCGGCUCAACUAAAUACACCGUAAUCGAGCAAACGAACGGAAAUCUCAUCCUGGAGGACGACGAGGGUCUUCGCAUCAAGAGACAUGUUUCCCAGACGAAGCAGGUUCGAAAGUGGCGAGGCGAAUCUCCCGAUCCGCCUCAACCCAGAAAUAUCGCGCGUUCGAGUACGUCGUCUGGUUCAUCCAAUUCUGGGAGGAACGACCGUUCGAGUUCACCACACAAUCCGGUUCUGUACGGAGAAACGUCGCGGCCAGGUACAUCUGCGAUUCCACUUCAACCUGAGCAAGAUGUUCAGGACACUUCAUCGGAGGAAACACGGCCAGCUGCUCAACUUCAACCUGCAGGAAUCGACCAGCGGAGCUGUUCUCCCAAACUAGCCCAACCGGGACAGGAAGCUCGUCCAUCCAGGAAGAAACAGGUUCCAUCUUAUCUGCAGGAUUACGUACGACUGGUGGAGGAAGAACUGGAGGUUCAGAAAACGCUACAGAUUUGAUUUUUCACAACAUUUACCAGAUUCGAGCUUUUUGGUGCGUUUCAAAAAACCAUCUGUCAGUUGUAGCUGGAUUAUGUUGUUAUUGUUGUGGAGAUGGAGGAGAAGAAGGAUUUUGGAAAGUUCACCGUACCGU
Molecule: messenger RNA, 1222 nt
Organism: Culex pipiens pallens (northern house mosquito)
Lineage: Eukaryota; Metazoa; Arthropoda; Insecta; Diptera; Culicidae
Exons: 2
Coding region: 238-1089 (283 amino acids)
Source: RefSeq, a predicted model, not a curated record